Messenger RNA from Notolabrus celidotus (New Zealand spotty), 3583 nucleotides. RefSeq names its product adhesion G-protein coupled receptor G2. The record is from RefSeq and is a predicted model, not a curated record. NCBI's taxonomy places the organism in Eukaryota, Metazoa, Chordata, Actinopteri, Labriformes, Labridae. Gene Ontology annotation, biological process: cell surface receptor signaling pathway; adenylate cyclase-activating G protein-coupled receptor signaling pathway. Gene Ontology annotation, cellular component: membrane. Gene Ontology annotation, molecular function: G protein-coupled receptor activity.
AUGAGCAUCACGUUCCUUCCUUCAGCUCAAAGAGGUGUUCCAAAACGGCCUGCAGAACUGUGUGCCAGCCACACCUGUACCUACCACUCCACAAACUACAACUGCAACAUCAACAGAAUUAAACAGCUCAACCACAUCUACAACUACAACUGCAUCUACAGCUACAUCAACAGCUACAACAUCAAAUGCUACAACAACAACAGCUACAACAUCUACAACUGCAACAUCAACAGCUACAACAUCAACAGCUGCAACAUCGAAUGCUACAACAUCUACAUCAACAGCUACAACAUCAACAGCUGCAACAUCUACAGCUGCAACAUCGAAUGCUACAACAUCUACAUCAACAGCUACAACAUCUACAGCUACAUCAACAGCUUCAACAUCUACAGCUGCACCAUCUACAGCUACAUCAACAGCUACAACAUCUACAGCUACAUCAACAGCUACAACAUCUACAGCUGCACCAUCUACAGCUACAUCAACAGUUACAACAUCUACACCUGCAAAAGCAACAACUACAACAUCUACACCUGCAACAUCUACAGCUGCAAAAUCAACAGCUACAUCAACAACUGCAACAUCUACAGCUGCACCAUCUACACCUGGAACACCUACAGCUGCAAAAUCAACAGCUACAUCAACAACUGCAACAUCUACAGCUGCAACAUCUACACCUGCAACAUCUACAGCUCUGCAAAAUCAACAGCUACAUCAACAACUGCAAAAUCAACAGCUACAUCAACAGCUACAACUGCAACAUCUACACUUGCAACAUCAACAGCCGCGACAUCUACAUCGCCACAGGAUACUAGCACAACUAUAGCUGCAACAACAGAGGCAACGUCAACCCAGCCCAGAAAAACUACAACUACAACAAUUCCAUCAACUAUUGAAGUUGUAGUGCAGACUAUCAUUGUAACAGCUUCUCCAACCACUGUGUCCACCGGUUCGCCUGCUGAAAAUGAAGCAAAUAUCAAACCGACAAACGUUCCAAAUGGCAAUCAGGCAAACAAGCCACGUGUAGUACGUGAGUUAAAGGACAGAUCGGUACAAACCAGUCGGAUCAGCAAACGCCAAACAACUGGGAUAUUUCAAGGUCUUAACACUACAUGCUCUCAGAUUACAAACAAAAACGCCAACUGUAAUGUGAUACUGAGGGUGAAUCAAAGAGUGCUUCCAUGUUGUAUUCUAAGUACGCUCUGUAAAGCCAGUGAAUCAUCCCUUGAGUUUGAUGUGGUUGGAAGAAAAGUAGACAUAAUCAAGCCACUACAUGAAUGUGAUACUGAUCCACAAGAGGAAAACAGCUGCACUUAUAAAGGUGGAGCCAGUCAAUCAUGCAAAAAUGGAGAAACUUUGCUUAUAGAUAAGAUGUGUGAUUCGCAGACCACCACACUGGGACCAAAUGGUACAACCAUACAACCAAACACCACCAUGUCUGUCAAUGUAACAACAACGCCACUGAACACGACAACCAAUGCCACAGUUCCACUUAACACAACUACAACCCCCACAGAUGCUGAAGGCCAAGCCAACGCACUGCUGGAUCUGACCAAAGACGUAUCCAAGCUGAACUCCAGCCAGAUCAAUCAGCUGGUGUCUCUACUGGAGAGGCUUCUGUCAGGGCCCAACGUCAGCCUGGCGCUGGGGAACACCUCCGUCCAGAUUGUCAGCAAUCUGCUGGGUGCUACUCCUGAAGUGUUGUCUGAAUCCUCCAACAGGAUUAUUGGUAUUGUUGAUACCGUGGGGAAUAAACUGGUCCUGGAGGAAGCAGAGGAGACUCUCCUGUCCCCUGAUGUGGCUCUGUCUGUGAAACCAGCAGAUGGCACUAACUUUCAGGAAACUGUUUUCUCCGUGUUAAACCCCAAUGAUGUACAGCUAACAGGGAGUUCCCGGCAAAGCAGGCGCGUGAGAGUAGACUCCUCCAUCCCCCAGGGCUCCAUCAGGCUGCCGCCGUCUCUCACACAGAACCUCAGCGCUGAGGCGCAGCAGCUGGCCUCAAGAGUCCUGUUCAACUUCUACCAGAAGAGCACCGUGUUUCAGGACAAAUCUUUGGGAGAGCGCAGACUCAUCAGUGGGAUCCUCGGAGCGAGUGUUGCCAACUUGUCAAUCUCCAACCUGCAGGAUAAUGUUGUGAUUAACCUGAGAAACACAGAGCCCAUUCCUGCUAAUUAUGUGGCUACGUGUGUUUUCUGGGACUUUUCGAUGAAUGAUAGGUCGGGUGGUUGGAAUCCAGAUGGCUGCUCUGUCCAAAACAGCACAGACGAUGAGACAAUUUGUGGCUGCAACCAUUUAACCAGUUUUGCCAUCUUGCUGGAUCUCGCUAGGACUCCUCUGACCAGUCGUGUCCAGGCUACCAUCCUCACAUUCAUCACAUAUAUCGGCUGUGGAGUCUCUGCCAUCUUCCUGGCCAUCACCCUGCUCACCUAUUUGGCUUUUGGAAAGUUGCGUAAAGACAUCCCAUCCAAAAUCCUGAUCCAGCUGUGCCUUGCACUCCUGCUGCUCAACCUGGUCUUCCUCGUUGAUGCUUGGCUGGCUCUCUACCACGCUGCGGGCCUCUGCAUCUCCACCGCCUGGGUUCCUGCACUACUUCUUGCUGUUUCUUUCACCUGGAUGGGGCUGGAGGCUGUCCACAGGUACCUCGCCCUGGUGAAAGUCUUCAGCUACAUAUCACGCUACAUGCUGAAGUUCUCGCUGGUUGGCUGGGGCGUCCCGAUGAUUGUGGUUAAUGUCAUUGCUAUUGACAAGAAUAACUACGGGCUGAUCUCCUAUGGGAGUUCUGAUGGCAGUACUGAUGAAUUCUGCUGGAUCAAGGAUGAAAUCGCCUUCUAUGUGGCAUGUGGUGGCAUACUUCGGUGUCAUUUUUCUCUCAACCUGGUCAGUUUCGUCGUGGUGUUGGUGAGCCUGUGUCGGAUCAAGAGACAGAACUCCAAUACAAUUCACCGCACAACAAUGCGGGAUGUACGCAGCGUGGCGGGGAUCACCAUCCUCCUGGGCCUCACGUGGGGCUUUGCCUUCGCCUGGGGGCCUGUUAACCUGGCGUUUAUGUACCUCUUUGCCAUCUUUAACUCCCUGCAUGGUUUCUUUAUAUUUGUGUUCCACUGUGCGGUGAAGGAAAAUGUAAGAAGACAGUGGAGGACGUACCUGUGCUGUGGCAGGAUGAGACUGGCAGAGAACUCUGAGUGGAGUCGCACUGCUACACAGAAGACUAUGAAGAAGUCAUCAGUGACCAGACUAACAUCUGAACGUUCAUCAAAGUUGUCCAAGUCCAACCACUCCAGCUCCUCUUUCCUCGUCACAGACUCCACAGAGCAUCUUAAUGGCAUCGGCAGCCCAUUUGACGACCGAGCGAUCACAGCCAACGAAGAGCCAAGCACAGACGUGAUCCUCAAUGAGAUCAACAGGCAGUGCAGAGACCAACAAGCAUCCUGAUACACAGACAAAACAGACUUUUGAAGUAUUUGUAUAUAAUGUAAAUGAACAGAUAUUUAUGCACCAUGAAUUUAAAUCUUCUAAAUGAUUUGUUAUGAGCAACAAAAAAGUCUAUUUUACUCUCAUGUUUCUCUAAUGUGUUUGCACAAAU